Molecule: messenger RNA, 3682 nt
Organism: Physeter macrocephalus (sperm whale)
Lineage: Eukaryota; Metazoa; Chordata; Mammalia; Artiodactyla; Physeteridae
Gene: USH1C
Product: USH1 protein network component harmonin
Exons: 21
Coding region: 70-1716 (548 amino acids)
Biological process (GO): sensory perception of sound; inner ear morphogenesis; retinal cone cell development
Cellular component (GO): stereocilia ankle link complex; stereocilium tip; photoreceptor inner segment
Molecular function (GO): protein binding
Source: RefSeq, a predicted model, not a curated record
UCGGGGCAACCAAGCACCCUGCACCCGAAGGAGCUAGUUGUGUAGCAAGCGGUUCGAUCUGGCUCAGCCAUGGACCGGAAGGUGGCCCGAGAAUUCCGGCACAAGGUGGAUUUUCUGAUUGAAAAUGAUGCAGAAAAGGACUAUCUCUACGAUGUGUUGCGGAUGUACCACCAAACCAUGGACGUGGUCGUGCUUGUGGGAGACCUGAAGCUGGUCAUCAACGAGCCCAGCCGCCUGCCCCUGUUUGACGCCAUCAGGCCUCUGAUCCCACUGAAGCACCAGGUGGAAUACGACCAACUAACCCCCCGGCGCUCCAGGAAGCUGAAGGAGGUGCGUCUGGACCGGCUGCACCCCGAAGGUCUCGGCCUUAGCGUGCGUGGUGGCCUCGAGUUCGGCUGUGGGCUCUUCAUCUCCCACCUCAUCAAAGGCGGCCAGGCAGACAGCGUCGGGCUCCAGGUAGGGGACGAGAUCGUCCGGAUCAAUGGGUAUUCCAUCUCCUCCUGCACCCAUGAGGAGGUCAUCAACCUCAUCCGCACCAAGAAGACUGUGUCCGUCAAAGUGAGACACAUCGGCCUGAUCCCUGUGAAGAGCUCUCCCGAUGAGCCCCUCAAAUGGCAGUAUGUGGAUCAGUUUGUGUCGGAAUCUGGGGGUGGGCGGACCGGCCUGGGCUCCCCCAGCAGUCAGGAAAACAAGGAGAAGAAGGUCUUCAUCAGCCUGGUGGGCUCCCGGGGCCUUGGCUGCAGCAUUUCCAGCGGCCCCAUCCAGAAACCCGGCAUCUUCAUCAGCCACGUGAAGCCUGGCUCCCUGUCUGCUGAGGUGGGGUUGGAGACAGGGGACCAGAUUGUCGAAGUCAAUGGCAUCGACUUCUCCAACCUGGACCACAAGGAGGCCGUGAACGUGCUGAAGAGUAGCCGCAGCCUGACCAUCUCCAUUGUAGCUGGAGCUGGCCGGGAGCUGUUCAUGACAGACCGGGAGCGGCUGGCAGAGGUCCGGCAGCGCGAGCUGCAGCGACAGGAGCUUCUGAUGCAGAAGCGGCUGGCGAUGGAAUCCAACAAGAUCCUCCAGGAGCAGCAGGAGAUGGAGCGGCAAAGGAAAAAGGAAAUUGCCCAGAAGGCAGCAGAGGAAAAUGAGAGAUACCGGAAGGAGAUGGAACAGAUCGUGGAGGAGGAAGAGAAGUUUAAGAAGCAGUGGGAAGAAGACUGGGGCUCAAGGGAACAGCUCCUGUCGCCUAAAACCAUCACCGCCGAGGUGCACCCAUUACCCCUUCGCAAGCCAAAGUAUGAUCUGGGAGUGGAUCACGAGUUUGACCCGGCAGAUGACCUGGACGGAGGCACGGAAAAGCAGGGAGAGCAGGAUUUCCGGAAAUACGAGGAAGGCUUUGACCCCUACUCCAUGUUCACCCCGGAGCAGAUCGUAGGAAAGGAUGUCCGGCUCCUGCGCAUUAAGAAGGAGGGAGCCUUAGACCUGGCCCUGGAAGGCGGUGUGGACUCCCCGAUCGGGAAGGUGGUCGUCUCGGCUGUUUACGAGGGCGGAGCCGCUGAGCGGCACGGUGGCAUUGUGAAAGGGGAUGAGGUCAUGGCCAUCAAUGGCAAGAUCGUGACGGACUACACCCUGGCUGAGGCUGAGGCUGCCCUGCAGAAGGCCUGGAAUCAGGGGGACUGGAUCGACCUUGUCGUUGCCGUCUGUCCCCCCAAGGAGUAUGACGAUGAGCUGUAAGUGUAUGCAGGUGCCUGGCCCCCUACCUCCUCUUCUUCCUCCUCCUCCUCCGGGAUCUUGGCCACUUUUUCCCAGCCCAGCCCAGCCCAGACCCAGUCCUCAUCCAGCCUAAUGGAAUGGCCCAAGCACACAAAGUCUAGUAGUAAUUGAUCCUGGAAAGCUCCCAGGCUAGAGCAAGCCUAGAACUAAGUCACUGUUCUCAAGCAUUGCAAGAGCCGCCUCCAAGUUGGUUUUGUCCGGAUUCUUCUUUCCAUGUGGAAAACUGAAGCCCAGAGAGAUUCAAGGUCUCAGGCCAAGUAAACAGUGAAGUUGGGACACAGCCUCAGAUUUCUGAUUCCCCACUCAGAACUUCAUCUCCUGCCCCAUCACCAGCUAGUUUAAAGACUUCUGUGUCUUUUGCUCUCUGGAGGGUCCUCCUGCUACAUAGCUGCUUUCCCUCAUGGCGCCAGGACCAUAGGCUUUGGUCCCAUCCUGCAGGCUUUCCUUGGCCCAGUCUCUGUCUUUCUCUGCAAUUCCCUGUAUGGUCUGUCUCGCCCUAUGUCUGUUUCACUCCUGUCUCUGUAUCUGUGUGGGUCUCUCUAUCUCAUUCUCUCUCUCUCUCUCUGUGUCCUUCCCCUCCCUCCUUCCUGUCAAUCUCUCUCCCAUCCAUCUCUCUCCUCUGCAUCUCUUCCCUUCAUCUCUCUCCCUCUUCUCUUACCUCUCCUUUUCUUGCCUCUCUCCACCCCUGGCUCUGAGUCCCUGCUUCUCCACCUUUGCCACCCUGCAUCCAUUUUCUCUCUCUCUGUCUUUCCAUCUCUGCCUCUGUCUCUCUCUGUGCCUCUGUGUGUGCCUCUUACUGUCCCCCACCCUCACUUCAUCACAUCACCUCCCCACCCCUGUGCUUGCCUGUCAUGACGGUGCCUACCCACUCCCCCUCCCAGCAGAGGCUGAGUCCUGUGUACAUCUUAGAGAAAUCAAGGUCUUGUAGCAACUAAUUCUGGAACCCAGGGCCUAGGCAGGACCUGAGGCAGCAGCCAAGUGAAGGGAGAGGUUCGGUGGAGCUCUGCCUGGAAUAACCAAGUCCUGUUUUGUGUUUCCUGCUCUGCUCUGCGUAUGUAGCUCUUCUCUUCCCUCCUCUGCAGCCGAAAGCCCCCAGCCGGUCCGAAAGCUCCUUGGAGACAAUGCUCCCAUGCUUAGACAUGGGUUCCUCCUGCAGCUGGAGCCUGGAAACCCCCGCGGUGAAUAGGCAGGCGGGCUGCAGGGCCCCAUCUGUCCACGCUGCACGUCGUGGCUGUCUGCUGCCCAUGCUGUCGGCAGGUUCUUGGGACUGGUAUCUGGAGAUUCGCCAUCCCUGAAGUGCCACCUGGGCCUGCUGUUGGUGACGCUGGAAUUCUGUUGGACUCAAAGGCCCUCCCGCUCAGGGAAGCCAAGCAGAGCCCAGUGUGCGGCAUGCUUGGGACCUGGGUGUCCUGACUCACCACGGCCCUUGGAAUCUGCCCUGGGUCCCACAUAGCACCCCAAUGAGCAGGAUAGAGCAGACCUUCUUCUGAAGUUCAGAGGAGAAACCAAACCCACCCGUAGAAGCCAGUGAGCUCUGGACCCACCCUCCUGGACACCAUGCCUGGAGCCAGCUGAGCCACCGCAGCCUGCAGACACCCUGGAAACCCACAGCCAGCACCCAGGGAUUGCAGACUCCCUUUGGCCCUGAAGUAGGGCUGCAUAGGAACACUUCGGGCCACCCCUCUGAAGUCCAGCAUGGAGGGAGGGAGCAGCUAGCCGUUCUAAAGAGGCCCCUGCGAGCUGUCAUUCCUCUGGCUUUGUGAAUCUGGGAGACUUCUCCCUUGAACUCUGCUAGGACCUGACUCUUGGGUCUAUCCCUCUCCAACCCUCUCCAACCCUCUCUCUCUCUCCUGCUCUCAUUGCUGCUAAGAUUGAUGCCACAAUCUUACUCUGAACUCAUUAAUAAAAUAAACAGACUUCUUUUCCA